AGGCUGUGGUGAAUGAGAUUGAAGAAGAGUUCUUGUUUUGUAUCUCAGUUUCUCUCUUUUUGGACAAAUUGAAUUUAAACAAAUACUACGGAGAUCUCAGACUAAUCAAUGGAGGAUAUUUGAAUAUUCACAUCAAUUGUAUCGGUGAUUUGGUAGAGAGUAUUGGGUUGUUUGUAAAUAUUUCAUUAAUAUCUGAGGAGAGGAGGACUGCUGCUGUUCAUGUGAGUGAAGGCGGCUCUUUUAAUGCUUCAAUUGGAUGGUAUUCAACCUGGAGACGGUGUGAAGGCUGAACGUUCCCCCGGACUGACUGGCACACUGACUGGCUCAAUGAUGGAAUUACAAACAUUACAGGAGGCCUUGAAAGUGGAAAUACAAGUCCAUCAGAAACUGGUCACCCAGAUGAAACAGGACCCACAGAAUGCUGAUCUGAAGAAGCAGCUCCAUGAACUUCAGGCUAAGAUCACAGCGCUUAGCGAGAAGCAGGUAUGUUUUGAUGUGAGAGAGGAAGCCAGUUCCAUCAUCGCCACCUCACCCGCUCUUAAGAUAACCUUCGGGCCAACUGGGGGCCAAAGGCUGGCUAGGAGACACCGCUAGAGACACAGGCACUGUAGCACUGUAUUUCAUUAAUCAUAUGCUGUAUUUCAUUAAUCUGCUCCUCUGCUCUUACCUCUUUCCCUUUCUCUCUUCUACACCUCUCUUCCACCUCGUCUUUCUUUCUCUUUUUUUAUAAUGCACACCAUAUGUGCAUUGAAGUGUACAGAUUGAACUUGUAUUUUAGAAUAUGAUGUUACAAUUAUAAUAUUUAUAAUGCAUGUAUGUAUUUAUAACACCUGGAUAAUGAACUUUCAAUAAAGUGUUUCACAUUCCC
This is a messenger RNA of Salmo salar (Atlantic salmon), 868 nucleotides long. RefSeq names its product PHD finger protein 21A (gene pf21a). The record is from RefSeq and is marked provisional. Gene Ontology annotation, molecular function: chromatin binding. Gene Ontology annotation, cellular component: histone deacetylase complex. Gene Ontology annotation, biological process: negative regulation of transcription by RNA polymerase II. NCBI's taxonomy places the organism in Eukaryota, Metazoa, Chordata, Actinopteri, Salmoniformes, Salmonidae.